CACCUGUGAUGCAAAGUGAGGGGACACAAUACGUCUGACAUUACUUUUAAUUUGGAAAAUACUGUUCCUUAGAUACCAUUUUUCUCACACUUUAGAAAACUUCUGAGGUAAUGGAAACAUCACUGAAGCAAGAAUAUAGUAUAUGAGAGAUUAAUACUAUGGAGUCAGAAUACUUGAAAUAUGAUGAUGUUAGGUGACACAGACACUGUUGCCAGCACCUCCGCCAGACUUGCCACUGGGAAAGCCCUGUAUCACUUGGAAAUUGCCUCGUGAUGACUAUGCCCUGUAUACAUAUGAAACGAAUGAGAGAAAUUAUAGACCACAUUGCAGAUUAUGCACUAAGCCAGCACUAACCUGCUCCAGAAAGCAAUUCAUAGGGGGAGUGGCAAGCCAUCGCGUCACCCAGUUUGGAUCCUGGCUUCCCUCAAAAGACUAUGGUUAAUGUUUGAUAAUGCUCUGGAGUAGCCAACACUACAUGUAAAUAAGACAUGUAGAUAAAAGACUUUUGGUUUUGAACUGACUUUUUUCAGCCACAUUUGUAUAUAUGGAUGUUCCUCACCAAAGAUGAUGACUUUAAGUAUACCCCUGGAGCAUUUGGAUAAUGUGACAGUGGGGAUGCCGUGAUGUCGAAUCUCUGUCCACCACCAUCUCCAGCUGUUGCCAAGACAGAGAUUGCUUUAAGUGGUGAAUCGCCUUUAUUAGCAGCUACCUUUGCUUACUGGGACAAUAUUCUUGGUCCUAGAGUAAGACACAUCUGGGCUCCAAAGACAGAACAAGUACUUCUCAGCGACGGAGAAAUAACUUUUCUUGCCAACCACACCCUAAAUGGAGAAAUCCUUCGAAAUGCGGAGAGCGGGGCUAUCGAUGUAAAGUUUUUUGUCUUGUCUGAAAAAGGAGUAAUUAUUGUUUCAUUAAUCUUCGAUGGAAACUGGAAUGGGGAUAGGAGCACAUAUGGACUAUCAAUUAUACUUCCACAGACGGAGCUUAGCUUCUACCUCCCACUUCACAGAGUGUGUGUUGACAGAUUAACACACAUUAUCAGGAAGGGAAGGAUAUGGAUGCACAAGGAAAGGCAAGAAAAUGUCCAGAAAAUAGUCUUAGAAGGCACAGAGAGAAUGGAAGAUCAGGGUCAGAGUAUUAUUCCAAUGCUUACUGGAGAAGUAAUUCCUGUCAUGGAACUGCUUUCGUCUAUGAAGUCACACAGUGUUCCUGAAGAAAUAGAUAUAGCUGAUACAGUUCUCAGUGAUGAUGAUAUUGGUGACAGCUGUCAUGAAGGCUUUCUUCUCAAUGCCAUUAGCUCACACUUGCAAACCUGUGGCUGUUCUGUCGUUGUAGGUAGCAGUGCAGAGAAAGUAAAUAAGAUAGUAAGAACAUUAUGCCUUUUUCUGACUCCAGCAGAGAGAAAAUGCUCCCGAUUAUGUGAAGCAGAAUCAUCAUUUAAAUACGAGUCAGGCCUCUUUGUACAAGGCCUGCUGAAGGAUUCAACCGGAAGCUUUGUGCUGCCCUUCCGGCAAGUCAUGUACGCUCCCUAUCCCACCACACAUAUAGAUGUGGAUGUCAACACCGUCAAACAGAUGCCGCCCUGUCACGAACAUAUUUAUAAUCAGCGCAGAUACAUGAGAUCAGAGCUGACAGCCUUCUGGAGGGCCACCUCGGAAGAGGACAUGGCUCAGGACACCAUCAUCUACACAGACGAAAGCUUCACUCCUGAUUUGAAUAUUUUUCAGGAUGUCUUACACAGAGACACUCUAGUGAAAGCCUUCCUGGAUCAGGUCUUUCACUUGAAACCCGGUUUAUCUCUCAGGAGUACUUUCCUUGCACAGUUUCUACUCGUCCUUCACAGAAAAGCCUUGACACUAAUAAAAUAUAUAGAAGAUGACACGCAGAAGGGGAAAAAGCCCUUUAAAUCUCUGCGGAACCUGAAGAUAGACCUUGAUUUAACAGCAGAGGGCGAUCUGAACAUAAUAAUGGCUCUGGCUGAGAAAAUUAAACCAGGCCUGCACUCCUUUAUCUUCGGAAGAUCUUUCUAUACUAGUGUCCAAGAACGAGAUGUUCUGAUGACUUUUUGAAUGUGUAACUUGUUAAGUGUAUUUUGUCACAAUCGUGAUUGCUGCUAUGGUAGCCCAGUGGUGUGGGAAGCACCAUUCCCUUGGGGCAUGCCCCAGAGUCCUACUCAGGAGUGGCAGUUGAAGUUACACUACAGUUGUCACAAGAAGUCUGUAAGGGGAUGUCAGGUGCACAUUACAAUGGAUGUAACUUUUCCUAGAUGUGCUCUCUUGGGAUACAGACUUAUGUUUACAAUUAUAAUGCAUAUUAUUGCUGUCUUUUAAAGAUACGAUAACAGGAUAUAAACUUGACCACAACUACUAUUUUUGAAACUUAUGAUAUAUGGUUUACAUGUAUCAGAGUGAAAUCUGAGUUAGCUUUCGCAGAUAAAAUACUAGUCGACUUUCCAUCUCUUGGUGUUCCUUGGCAUGUGGGAUUACUGUAAUGCUUUUGCAAUCAGCUGAAAAUUAGAGCAUCUAAAUCAUUUCAGUUCCACAAAAGGAAGUUAGCUUGAACAUACAUUAGGGUUUAGAAAGAAGAUAUUGAUCAAGCAGAUGGUUAAUUGAAAUUAAUUAUUAGAUCUUACUUUAUAGACUUAGUCCUUCGGAUUUGGUCUGUGUAGAAAUGUCAAGCAGUGUGUAUAGUCCCCGUUGUGGUGAACCACAAUCAGGGUGGUGUGUGUUUGCUUGCUGAGCCCUGUCAGAAAGUAUAGGAAAUUGGAUUUUGUGUGCUAGUAGUUAUUGCCAACUUUUUAAAUUAAUUUUCAUUAUUUUUGAGCGAAAUUGAAAUGUGUACCUCCUGUGCCUUUUUUUUUCCUUGGAAAAUAUAAUUACUUGGAAGAAGUUCAGAUUUCACUCAUCAGUCAUCUUGUUUUCCUCUUGGAUAGUCUUACCCUGACUUGGCAAUCAUUGUAACUCCAAGAUUAUUCAGUGCAAUAGAGAAUGUACUAAAUAACAAGAUCUUUUUUCAGGAACAGAGGAUAGUAUUUGUCUUCUUCCUUCUUAUAUUUCUGCGCCUAUUUUUGAAGGUAUUGCCAUGUCUCUCUGCCUGCAUCGUAUGAGAACUAGCAAGAGAAACUCUACUGAUGUGCAGUUUUACUAGGUGCUACUUUGGCAAAACUAAGUGGUCAAUUUGUUUUGUUUCCUUAAUGUGUUUGGACCAUUUUGCUAGCUAUAAAAUGACUGAUUAACAUAAUUCUGUGCUCUAACGGUGUUGACAUAAUAGUAUACACAAGCAUAAAAAAUAUUUUUAUUUAAAACUGUGGAAGUUACACAAAAGGGAAAAAGUAUUUAUAAGAAAGGGAUACAAGUGAUAGAGCUCCUCAGCCAUCACCCACCAAAUUUAACCAAAACCAACAUGUUCUGUCCUGAAAGAUCCUAAUGGCCUUUCACAUCACUAAUAAGAAAGGUGUAGUCAUCUUGAUUUUUAGACACACACACAACUGGAUGACUGAUGCCCUGUAUGUAGCUCAGUCAUGAAAAAAUUUAUAGAUACCACCUUGUCAUGCCCCUUACUCAAUGCUUUUUACAUGAUAGAUUAUUUCCUUUUGCUGGUUAUUGUACUGUUGUAUAGAAUGAAAGUUGUACAGUGAAGUAAGUUAUUAAAGCAUGUGUAAACAUUGUUAUAUAUCUUUUCUCCUAGAUGGAGAACUUUGAAUAAAAUAUCUUUGAAA
Diceros bicornis minor is the source of this 3718-nucleotide messenger RNA. RefSeq names its product C9orf72-SMCR8 complex subunit (gene C9orf72). NCBI's taxonomy places the organism in Eukaryota, Metazoa, Chordata, Mammalia, Perissodactyla, Rhinocerotidae. Gene Ontology annotation, cellular component: autophagosome; endosome. Gene Ontology annotation, molecular function: guanyl-nucleotide exchange factor activity. The transcript has 12 exons. The record is from RefSeq and is a predicted model, not a curated record. Gene Ontology annotation, biological process: autophagy; endocytosis. The coding region runs from base 624 to 2069 and encodes 481 amino acids.